Molecule: messenger RNA, 1356 nt
Organism: Diaporthe amygdali
Lineage: Eukaryota; Fungi; Ascomycota; Sordariomycetes; Diaporthales; Diaporthaceae
Product: phosphatidylethanolamine-binding protein
Exons: 3
Coding region: 1-1356 (451 amino acids)
Source: RefSeq, a predicted model, not a curated record
AUGGGCGGCGCGCACGGACCCAACUGCGCAGAGACGCUGCGGCGGCAGGCCGGCAGCUCGCCCGAGCGCCGUCGAGACCUCGAGACGACCACGACUUCUUCAUCUACCUCUGGCGCCGAUGCGCAAUCGGCACAGGACCAGGCCAAUGCCACCAAAGCGUCGAAUCCAUUAAGGGAGCAAUGGCUGGAUCCCAACACCACGACGCUAUUGUGGGCAGAGAGGCGGCUGUUGAAGGAGGGCACAGAACCCAUAGGAUCACGAAGAAGGAGAGCGGCAGUACGGCAGUCGCCAAAUAUACCUUUCGAACAAUUACCUUACCACUGCUUCCAAGAGGCCCGGAAAGUGCUAGCCGAGGAUCGCGCAGAGAAGCUGGAGCAAUUAAAGAAGACAUCUGCCGAGGUCGCGAAGCUGGAACAGAGGUCGCCUGAUGCGUAUAGGGGCGGAGAACAAUUCAAGCAAAAGAGCUUGGAAUCGAAGCGCAGUCAUCUGGAAUAUCUCAAAAUUCAAGCCGACAUCAACGACCCGGCUGUAAGGAGAAAAUUCGAGGACGGCCUAGCGGACUUGAGCAAGCCUAUUUACCGCCACUUUGCCCAUGAGAAAUGGCUUGGCAUGUCCUACAAAAUCCUCGCCCAACGAGUGCAGCAAUUCCACAUUGUUCCGGAUGUCCUGCCACGGUUCGAGCCCAAGAUGGACGUGCAACUCUCCUUCCACGGCUACAAGGUCACUCCGGGUGAAACAGUCGACUCCCUGGUCUCCGAGGCACCCCCCAACCUACGCGUGCAGACGUUCGAUAAUAAGGAGCGGCUCGUGAGCGUAGUCGUGCUGGAUAGCGACGUGCCAGACCCCGAGAAGGACGCCUUCGGCCCGCGCUUGCACUUCAUGGCCGCAAACGUGCCUCUCAACUACCUCACCAAGAACAUCUCUCUGAGCCGCCUCUCCGGCAACAAGGAGCAUCUUGCCGUUCCCUGGCUCCCACCGACGAGCCAGGAAGGUGCGCCGUACCACCGGCUCUCGGUGUGGCUCCUGGAGCAGCACGAGGGCCAGAAGCUGGACGUCGAGAAGCUGAAGGAGGCCUACUCCAAGCGGGACGGCUUCAACCUGCGGAGCUUCCGCGGCGAGCACAAGGCGAAGCCGUUCGGGUUCAACAUGUUUCGGGCCGAGUGGGACGAGGGCACGGCCAAGGUCAUGGAGAGGCACGGCAUCCCCGGCGCCGACGUCGUGUUCAGGCGGAAGAGGGUGCACAGCCUCAAGCCCCCGAAGAAGGCGAGAGGCUGGGAGGCGAAGAGACAGGGCCCCAAGUACAGGCAACUCUGGAAGUACACCAAGAGGAUCGGGCGCAUGUCUGGAGGCACGUAG